This is a messenger RNA of Aureobasidium namibiae CBS 147.97, 1071 nucleotides long. RefSeq lists its product as uncharacterized. Bases 1 to 1071 code for a protein of 356 amino acids. Lineage: Eukaryota; Fungi; Ascomycota; Dothideomycetes; Dothideales; Saccotheciaceae. Gene Ontology annotation, biological process: regulation of DNA-templated transcription. The record is from RefSeq and is a predicted model, not a curated record. Gene Ontology annotation, molecular function: DNA-binding transcription factor activity. The transcript is spliced from 2 exons.
AUGACGAAACCACGCAAAUACAAAGCCAAACCGCCCAUCUCACAAUUGGACGAUGUAGCUGCAACACAUCGAAGAGCGCAGAGCUGCAAAGCCCAACGAGCAUACCGACAACGAAAAGAAGACACCAUUGCUACAUUAACAACUCAAAUCUCAGACUUGGAACUUACGAUAGAAAGACUGAGUUGUUGUUUUCUGGGUUUGAAUGAUAGAGUCUUCGAAUAUCUCGGGACAAUAGAGGGAAGAAAUGAUCCAGGGUCUGCAGCGCUGGCCGGGGGCAUCAGAGAUGCAAUGAAAGAGUUCAAGGAGAUUGUUGAAGGUGAAGAUGCGUCAGCGAACAUCACUGAAGCACAGAGAGGCGACAAAGCAGUCCCCCUGAGACCGAAUGACAAGGACCAUUCCUUGCCCGCACAGCAGUUCUAUCCUUCGCCAUCAGCUAGCUCUGGCUGCGACAUACCCCUACAACAGACCCAACCUCAACCUCGACCUCAACAAAAGAUCUUUACCGACAAAGAUCUAGCAGUCAUACCAUUCUCUGGCCCUACAUUCCUCGGCCUCACACCAACAACAGCACCACCUCACCACCCCGCUUCCACCCUUGCCCGCUCCCUCACCCCCGCAACAGCAAUCUCAAAUCACUACGCUCUAGCCGGUCGUAUAUACCACUCGACGGUAACCAAAGGCUUUUCCGUCGUCUAUGAUUCCGGGCCGCCUAGUCCGUUGUUCCGCCGCAUCUUUGCCCUUUUCUUCUGCGGCGAAUCAGACGAGCAGGUCAAGUACAAUGUCACGCAAAUGUUCGAGCGAAGAGUGGUGUGGAGUUGUUUCGAUACCUUGACUGGUAGUGCAAAGGGUUGGUGGUCUUCGUUGCAGGUCGCCGGGUUUGUGCUGGCCCAAGGGGGAUGGUUUGAUGAAGCGCAGGACAAAUUGAUCAUGAGGAGGAGAUCAGGGGGUGAAGUGAGUGCGGACGUCGAGCCAUUGCUUGAUGAGCUUUGUGCUGAUGCGAGAUGUGGGCUCGAAGAUCCCGAGUACAAAGAGGAAAGUGUGAUUCAAACACUCAGGCAAAUUACAGGCUGA